This is a messenger RNA of Cetraspora pellucida, 282 nucleotides long. The record is from the annotation of a GenBank genome assembly. Lineage: Eukaryota; Fungi; Glomeromycota; Glomeromycetes; Diversisporales; Gigasporaceae.
AUGGAUUCACCUUUUCUGUGUUAUUUCUUGUCUAAAGAUAAUGCAACUUUUUUAUAUCAGUAUCACUUUUCAUAUAAAAAUAGUUUAGUUGGUAAAAUUCAGUCAAAUAGUUUUGAAGAUGAUGAAGAAGAGGAAAAUUAUAGCUAUGAAGACUUCAAUAAUGAAGAGUUUAAAGUUAAAACAGAAAUUCAAAGUACUCAAUGUGCUGAAAAUUCUAACAAAAUAAUUAAAGCAAAGCUUAGUUGGAGUUCACAGUUAGUUGAUGUUAUAGAUGAAUUUUAA